Suillus subalutaceus is the source of this 1843-nucleotide messenger RNA. RefSeq names its product cytochrome P450. NCBI's taxonomy places the organism in Eukaryota, Fungi, Basidiomycota, Agaricomycetes, Boletales, Suillaceae. The coding region runs from base 190 to 1695 and encodes 501 amino acids. The record is from RefSeq and is a predicted model, not a curated record. The transcript has 9 exons. Gene Ontology annotation, molecular function: oxidoreductase activity, acting on paired donors, with incorporation or reduction of molecular oxygen; iron ion binding; heme binding.
CGUCGGCGCAUCUUGCCCAAGCCGGUGAUGUGUUGCGUUCAUAAUGCGAUAUUGCGAGAGGUAGCAGGUCGCAGAAACUGACUGGUGACAGCACAUCGCUUAUAUCAUAGUAUGUUCAGGACAAUGAUAUAAAAACUCGAAGAGCGAACCGCAGAUGACCCAUCUGUCGCUAGUCUAGGUGUCUGUGACAUGUCUUCUGGCGUGAUCAUCCUCUUUGUGGCUGCAGCCGCAGUUUUCGUCUACAGCCGUCGACGCGGUAGAUUACCACUACCCCCUGGGCCACCUCCGAAGCUCUUUAUCGGAAAUGCCCAUGAACUUCUGCCAAAGAACGAGCCUUGGCGGACGUAUGUCAAGUGGGCUGAAAUCUAUGGGCCCAUAUUAUCCUUCCGCGUGCCCAACCGGCAGUUCAUAGUUCUCAGCUCCCUGAAGGUGGCUACUGAACUGCUCGAUGUGCGCGCCACUACGUAUUCUGAUCGUCCAAAAAUAUGGAUGAUAGAACUUGCGAAGCGCAAUUUGAACCCGUUCAAUGUAUCUUUCAAACACCCGUAUUUCAAGGAGUAUCGCACGGCCCUCAAGAACGGACUGAGUACCCGCACUAUACUAAACUACCAGUCGGUGCAAGCUGACGAAUGUCGUGUGCUGCUCAACGGUCUGCACAAGAACCCUGACGAUUUCGCCGAUCACAUCAGAAGGAACACAGCGGCCAUUGUCCUUAAUCUCGCAUACGGCUGGAAGGUCGCCGACGAUAACGAUCAUUUCGUUAAGAUGUUGAGCGUAGCCUUUGAAUCUAAUGCCAUACUAUCCCUGCCUGGACGUUGGUGGGUCGAAGGGAUGCCAUUUUUGCGUUUCCUACCUUCAUGGUUCCCAGGGGCAGGUUUCAAGCGCGCGGCUAUUGACUACGGGAAAAAGUUGGGUAGCCUUGACACAAUACCAUUUAACUGGACCAAACAGCAAAUACAAGGCGGCAGUUAUACGCGUUCCUUCGUUUCAGAUCAGCUCCUUCCAGAGGAUGGGUCCACGGUCAGCCCCCGAAUUGAAGAUAUCACCAUGAGGUGCGGUCAGGUGAUCUAUGGAGGGGGAUCUGACACCACGGCAUCAUCCAUGAAGUCUUUUAUUCUGGCGAUGGUGAUUUAUCCCGAGGUGCAGAAGCUUGCGCAGGCAGAGAUCGAUGCCGUCGUGGGUCAGGACCGAUUUCCCACGUUCGAGGACAGAGACAAGCUUCCGUACGUCCAAGCGCUCGCCCUGGAGCUCCUCCGCUGGGCACCUGUAUCUCCGCAAGGGCUCCCGCACCACGCAAUGAGGGACGACGUCUACGAAGGGUACCGCAUCCCCAAGGGUGCAGCCGUCAUCGCGAACCUUGUUUCCAUGUCACGGGAUAAAGAAAUGUACCCCGACCCAACGGUGUUCAAGCCUGAGCGCUUCCUCGGUCCCUCGCCCCAGUCAGACCCUCGCAAGUGGUUCUUUGGUUUCGGGCGUCGUAGAUGCCCCGGGUCGCAUCUUGCGGAAGCUACGUUGUUCCUCAAUAUUUCUUGCAUCCUGGCUGCGUUCACAAUCGCCAAACCGCUUGAUGAGAGAGGGAAAGAGUUCACACCUCCUCCAGAAUACCACAAUGUUGGUGUGCUCUGGCACCCUAAACCAUUCAAGUGCAGGUUCAUGCCGAGGAACCAGGAUCUGCUGGCAACUCUCUCGCACUAAUCAGGACAUCAGCCGAAUUGGGCUAACCCCCACGGAUUAGUAUGUUCACAGUAGAUCGUAUGUACACCACAAGAAGUUAGUUAGGCUUGAAGUCGAUUUUAUCGUUUUUGCGUUCAAUACAUAUAGAUUAUGUGUCCCGAAAAAUGCG